Messenger RNA from Andrographis paniculata, 789 nucleotides. RefSeq names its product regulatory-associated protein of TOR 1-like. The record is from RefSeq and is a predicted model, not a curated record. Bases 1 to 681 code for a protein of 226 amino acids. Lineage: Eukaryota; Viridiplantae; Streptophyta; Magnoliopsida; Lamiales; Acanthaceae. Gene Ontology annotation, molecular function: protein-macromolecule adaptor activity. Gene Ontology annotation, biological process: TOR signaling; regulation of autophagy; cellular response to amino acid stimulus. Gene Ontology annotation, cellular component: cytoplasm; TORC1 complex. The transcript is spliced from 6 exons.
AUGGUUGUGGAUCUCGGCCCUCUGCUCUGCUUAUCAUUGAGCGGCGCAACAAAAAAUCUUUUGGAAGAAAACAAUCAGGCUUUUGGUAAGAUUUCAGCAAAUCUUACGACCCUCAAGAGCUAUACACAGUACAUCCCGCUACAAAUCAUUGAUCUCAAUUCCUGGUUGAAGACCCCCUCAAUAUAUGUUUUUGAUUGCUCUGCUGCUGGAUUUAUUGUGAAUGCCUUCAUUGAGCUCAAGGAAAAUAGUACCUCAAGUUCUGGAUCUUCCAUGAGGAACUGUAUUUUGCUGCAGCCUGUGAAGCUCAUGAGACGCUACCACAAAGUGCUGAGUUUCCUGUUGAUGUGUUUACUUCCUGCCUUACAACACAUAAAAAUGGCACUAAGAUGUUUUCGGUCACUUCAUCAUGAAUCAAUUGAUUAUUCUCUGAUAGAUAGAAUUCCUGGCCGCCAAACAGACAAGAAGACCCUUCUUGGGGAGUUGAACUGGAUAUUCACAGCUGUGACUGAUACUAUUGCAUGGAAUGUACUUCCUCAUGAUUUAUUCCAGAGAUUGUUCAGGCAAGAUCUUUUGGUUGCCAGCCUGUUUGGAAUUUUUUUGCUUGCUGAAAGGAUAAUGCGGUCAGAAUUUAUCACUUUGAUUUUCUAUGUAACUUAUGUGUUAGGUAUUUGGAUACAUUAACAGUACUCAAUUAAUUGUUGUUUUUAAAUUGGUACAUGUUUAAGUUGGUUGUUUAAACAAACAGCUUUUCACAUGUAUCAAAUAAAUUGAUCACAUUGCUGGUUGUUU